Mastomys coucha (southern multimammate mouse) is the source of this 2327-nucleotide messenger RNA. It is a transcript of the gene Nde1, whose product is annotated as nudE neurodevelopment protein 1. Gene Ontology annotation, cellular component: kinesin complex; centrosome; kinetochore. The coding region runs from base 162 to 1115 and encodes 317 amino acids. Gene Ontology annotation, biological process: centrosome localization; mitotic centrosome separation; cell migration. The transcript is spliced from 9 exons. Gene Ontology annotation, molecular function: microtubule binding. Lineage: Eukaryota; Metazoa; Chordata; Mammalia; Rodentia; Muridae. The record is from RefSeq and is a predicted model, not a curated record.
UUGGCCGAGUCAGACGCGUCCGGAGAGCGGCAGCCAAUAGGAGGCGCAGGCCUGCGAAGCUGGUGGGCAAGAAAGGCCUGCUAGCCCGCGCCUCUCUGGGAUCCUCGCCGCCCAGGUUGGACAUCAUGCCACAGGAAGAGUGAGCUCUUGCCCAUUUUACCAUGGAGGACUUGGGAAAGACUUUUGGAUCAGAGGAGGAAGAAGCAAACUAUUGGAGAGACCUGGCCAUGACCUACAAGCAGAGGGCAGAGAAUACACAGGAAGAACUCCGAGAAUUCCAGGAAGGAAGCCGGGAAUACGAAGCUGAAUUGGAGACCCAGCUGCAGCAAAUUGAAACCAGGAACCGGGACCUAUUGUCAGAGAAUAACCGCCUUCGAAUGGAGCUGGAGUCUGUGAAGGAGAAGUUUGAAAUGCAGCAUUCAGAGGGUUACCGGCAGAUCUCUGCCUUGGAGGAUGACCUGGCUCAGACGAAAGCCAUUAAAGACCAACUGCAGAAAUACAUCAGGGAACUGGAACAAGCCAAUGAUGACCUGGAAAGAGCCAAACGAGCCACAAUCAUGUCCCUGGAAGACUUUGAGCAACGUUUGAAUCAAGCCAUUGAAAGAAACGCCUUCCUGGAGAGCGAGUUGGAUGAGAAGGAGAAUCUUCUAGAAUCUGUGCAGAGGCUGAAGGAUGAAGCCCGAGAUCUGCGGCAGGAAUUGGCUGUGCAGCAGAAGCAAGACAAGCCCCGGACACCCAUGCCAGGCUCAGGGCAAGCCAAAAGGACAGACAUGGCUGUGCAGGCUACAGGCUCUGUACCAUCUACUCCAGUAGCUCACCGAGGACCUAGCUCUGCUUUGAACACACCAGGAAUGUUCAGACGUGGUCUGGACAGCUCCAGUAGUGGGACCCCACUCACACCUGCAGCCCGGAUAUCAGCCCUAAACAUCGUUGGGGACCUUCUUCGCAAAGUUGGGGCCCUGGAGUCCAAACUAGCAUCAUGCAGGAACUUCAUGUAUGAUCAGUCCCCAAGCCGGACAAGUGGGCCAGCCUCAGGUCGAGGAACCAAAAACAGAGAUGGUGUUGACAGAAGGCCAGGCAGCACCAGUGUGGGCGAUAAAGGGAGAGAAAAUUGAGACCCUAUGAGACUUGUUCCUGCUCUUGACAUUCACUCUUAGAACCUUGGGGGCCCUGUGCUAGCCACUGGGAUACUGCUGUCUCAUCUGUUAAAUAUGGUUUGCUCUGUCUGAAGGUCAGGAAAACGCUUGGAGUUUGGGAAGCCAGCCUCAGAGCCAGCGUCACCAGCGCUACCAUCCACCCAGGGCGUGGUCAAGCUUUUGCUUUAGGACCAGUGGAGACUGCACCCUCACCUGCCUUCCCUACUUUAGAGGCAUUUUUUAGUCACUUUAUUUUCAAGGUAGUUUGAGAAGUAAGAGUCACCAUCACCAGCAUUCACUUUGUGCUGUGCAACUUAAGCUUACUGAGGCUGGUGGUGGUGGACUUGGCAUCAUCCCUAUCAUGUGGCCCAGUCCCUAGCAGUGUAUGUCAUUAAAAUGAGCUCCCCCCGGCUCAUUGGCUACUUUUAGUGGCCUCCAGAGGUGUUUUGAAUCUGUACAAUCUUCAGAGCAGAACUAAAGCCCAGCUCAGGAGCUCUCUGCAGCCUGCUUCCAGCUGACGCUAUCUUCUGGGACAUUCUCCUGGUGCAUUUACAGCAUGAUUAAAUUGUGUCUAGGACUGGGAGAUUACAGAGGCAAAAGGCUUUUCCUAAACUAUGGUCAUGUACCUUUGACACUUCAACACUGUCUGCCUCUUGGGUCAGUGGGAGACUAUCCUCUAUAGAUGAACACUGACUCCUGUCUUCCUUGAGUCCCCUGCCCUGAUGUUGGGGUGGCAUGUGCAUCAAGACCCUGGACAACUUGUAUUGCACUGGCCUUUGUUACACCAUCCAUAAGAACAGAGCCUCAUCCAGCCAGCAGGGCUUCAUCCAGACACCGUAGAGCAACCAGGGUGACUAAAGCAUGAGAUGGAGAUCACCGCAUCGGGAUGUGGAAAGAUCAGCACAGGCUCUGCAAUGCCAACUCAUCUCUCAUCUCUGAGGUGUAGCACUGCCUCACGCUUCAGUCCACAAUGAGAAGAGCACCCUAAUAAUAGCAGAAUAUUGGUACCCUUCACUGGCUACUAACUUAUUUUCUAAUUGAUGGUUAAACUGGUCUAGAGUCAGACCUAGAGCUUUCUGUGUGCUACUGACAUUCACAAGGUGGUUUUAAGCUGCUUGGCUAUUUGUUCUCCUUAGACCUAAUAACCUGGGAAAAGAUGGAAAUAAAAUAAAAUCAAAAGAAAUGCCCUAG